This is a messenger RNA of Anopheles funestus (African malaria mosquito), 1534 nucleotides long. RefSeq names its product survival motor neuron protein (gene Smn). The record is from RefSeq and is a predicted model, not a curated record. The transcript has 2 exons. NCBI's taxonomy places the organism in Eukaryota, Metazoa, Arthropoda, Insecta, Diptera, Culicidae. Bases 193 to 1134 code for a protein of 313 amino acids.
GGGCAAAACGAGAAAACUUUGACCAAAUUGUAUCCACAAUUUUUCGAAGUUCGAAUUUCGAAUUUGACACCAAACGGAACACAAACAAACAUCUGUCAAACCCUGUAUUGUAGGAAAAGUUGCGAUAUUGUACCAUUACUAAAUUGCUGCAUUAAUUUACACAAUUCAAUUUGAUUUGUACGUAGUUUUGCAAUGAGCACAAGUGGCAGAAAUUCGCAAAUGCCGAAUGCUGUUCCAGAAGCGCAAAUGGAACCAGCGUCCGUGCCAUUGGGCGGUGCGAUUGGCCGCGAGGAUAUUUGGGACGACAGUAUUAUAAUCAAAAAGUAUGAUGCAUCAUUAGCACUGAUAAAAGCAGAGGUUGCAAAGCGGUUGGCUAUGAACACGAACCGAAACGCCCUAGCAGAAGCAGCUGGUUGCAGUGGCAUCAAGAAUCGUAAACAGCAAAAGAAAGAUAGCGAUUCAACCGGUGGUGAGGCUACUGUCGGUACGCCGGAACAUGAAGAAAAGGGCACAAUAGAAAUAUCGGAACAUGACCAGCCCAUGACAAACGGGCCUCGUACAGACGCGUUCGAAAUCGGCGACUACGUGCGGGCCACCUACGACGAUGGAGUGGAUUACGAGGCAAAAAUCAUCGGAUUCGGAAAUCAGGGUGAUUGUUUGAUUCGCUACGUGGGUUAUAACAACGAACAGACCGUCCUGCUGGAGGAACUGUUACCAUCCUGGGGAAGGAAGGCCCGUAGACAGCAGCGUGUGGAUGCAGCAGAAGCGGAAGCAGCGGCCGCGGACUCUCAGAUGGAUAUUAGCGAUGACGAGCGGUUCACGAAGCAAGCGAGCAAGAUAAAAAUUAACUUCGGACCGAACUUUGGCCGCACGAGCGUUGGGCCAACGGCGACCGGAAGGAGUGGGCGAUCGGGUAUGCUGGGUCCGAGUAUGUCUACCGCGUAUAUGGUUCCCCCACCGCCUCCGAUGCCCCCGAUGCUAGAAGACGCGGAGGAUGUGGAGUCGGAGAAUCUUUCCGCGAUGCUAAUGUCUUGGUACAUGAGUGGCUAUUACACAGGACUAUACCAUGGGCAGCGGAUGUCUCAACAGCAACAGCAACAGCAUACACAGCAGAAGCGAGCAAGGCAAUCGUAAUGGCCGCGACCGUGUGGUGUUAUGUAUUUGUUGUGCUUUAACAGUGCCGAAUUGUAGGAGACUAUUAUCGUGUUCCACGCGUUUCGGAGCACACGAGAUUCCUUUUUAGCAUUGUCCAGUGAUAACCUUUGUUGAAGCGACAGCAUUGUGUAUUUGGUUGUACUUCACAUGAUAAUGACGAUACAUAAUUAAAUGACCCAGUCGGGACAGUGUUCUAUACUGCUCCGUUGCUACCUAAUUGCUCUCGCUUUACAUACGGGACGACGACAAUAGUCACCCCAUUCAUCACCAAGCUUCACUUUCACAUGAAAUUUUGUUUAGUUAUUUCUUUAAGUGAAUGAAUUAAAAAAAGAACCCCAACCUCACGGGCAAAGCAGAGAGAAGAAUGGAAAUAUAUACG